Molecule: messenger RNA, 2616 nt
Organism: Babjeviella inositovora NRRL Y-12698
Lineage: Eukaryota; Fungi; Ascomycota; Pichiomycetes; Serinales
Gene: ASE1
Product: Ase1p
Exons: 2
Coding region: 1-2616 (871 amino acids)
Biological process (GO): microtubule cytoskeleton organization; mitotic spindle midzone assembly
Cellular component (GO): mitotic spindle midzone; spindle; cytoplasm
Molecular function (GO): microtubule binding
Source: RefSeq, a predicted model, not a curated record
AUGGUGUACAUUUCUGGCGACCCUCACACGCCGCCGUCCACGCAAAAGCUGGUCCGCGAGGAAGGCGUUGUAUCACCGUUGGAACUUCUCUCCUCGAAGCUCUUACAGACGCUCUCCCAUCUCUCCCAUGUAUACCACCAGAUUGGCUACGACAAAAACUCAAUCCGGUUGCAUCAGGAAAACAUCUUCAAAGACCUCCAUCUCAUGCUCAAAACACACAUCGACGAAUCGGAGCGUGAGAAGGUUACAUUGCAGGGCGAAUGCAAGUGGUUGAAAGAGCAGAUCAAGAUCCUCCUCAUAAUCUGCGACGAUAAACGGGGAGACAAGACCUUGAACCAGAAUGAGCAGACCAACGUAUUCAAGGUUGACUGUAUGGCACUCGCCGAGUACAAGCACAUCACGUUAUUAGAACUCAAGAUCCAGCUCAACAAGUGCUACUUUAAGGUAUUGCUACAGUUCAACGAGUUAUACCUCAAUCUCUCCAACCUUAACAUCACAGCCAAACGUCUUUUGGCCCAAAUCCAUGACCCGAGCUACCAGUUCCACCAUAGGGAGCUAAUGGGCAACAUGCCAAGCAUGGAAGAGUCUCAAAAGUUUCUACAGUUAUAUACAUCCUUCAAAGAGCUGUAUUAUGCGCUAUUCGAUACCGGGGAAGACUUGAUGGACCAAACCUGCGACCAGUCAGAGAUUUUCAACCAAAUCAAUUCCAUAUCCACCUCUCCACGCCGAACCCUUACCCAGAAGCGAUGCUCGGUCAACUAUUCAAACAGCUCCUUGUUUCAGCUUGAGUCGACGGACCACCCCAAAACCAACCUGUGUCAGUCAUCUCCUGAUCACCCAACGAUAGCACGGUUAUUGGAUCAAAGUACAGAUCAUCCCAUGGUAUCCGGCUUGUUCCAGUGUGAAAAUCCCAACACUGCUUCUGACCAAAUUGUCAUGGCGCUACAGAAGCUGAACUUUGAAUUGAUCAAGCUUGUCAAGUCUGCCAACAUCAUCCGCCUUUCACAGGAAAAUAUCCAGACGCUAGAACAGGAGGUGAAACUCUUGAAGCACACGUUGGAAUCCCGCAGCCAGAAGCUAUUGGGAAGCCUCGAUACCAUCUCUGAAAUAACCAGCGCCAUGGAGUUGUCCCCAUCAGAUUUGCAGUCGCUUCUGCAGUCGCUUCUGAAUGGCGAAACGCUUCCCGAGAUUUCCUGUAUGCGCUCCCUGCCCGUUGAACACCUCCGCUUUACUCCUCUCUUGGAAGAGCUCGUUGGUGUCCUAAACACACGGAAGAACAUAAUUCAGAAGGAGAAGCACGACCUUCUUUCCCAAAUCCAUCCGCUCUGGCAGAAACUCAAACAGGACCAGUCGUACAUUCAAGGAUUUCUCGAACGGAACACGAGGGCGAACGAAAGCACCGUGAAAACCCUUCGAAACGAGCUAGAUCGCUUGGUGGCUUUGAGAGCCCAGUACAUGAAGGAGUUUAUCGAAGACGUGAGGGUGAAAAUUGAGACGACAUGGGGUUUACUCAGCUACUCUCCGGAGGAAAAGGCGGAGUGGGAAUAUCACAACAAGAGUUUUGAGUGCACCGAGGGGGUUUUGGAGACGUUUGAGAAAUAUCUGCAGUCGUUGGAGCACCAAUAUCAGAAAUUGAAGCCACUCCUCCUCCUUAUCAAACAGUUUGAAGACUUGAUGAAUGAAAAAUACCAGUUGGAGGAGUCGUCAAAGGAUUCCUCCAGACUCCUUUCGAAAGGAUCUUCUACCAUUCUUUUGACUGAAGAGAGAACUAGAAAGAAGGUGGCCCGAAACUUGCCUAGAUUAAUAGCUUCGUUAAAAGAGAAGUUAUGCAACUACAAAGAAGAGACUGGGAAGGAUUUUGCGCACGAUGGCACCAGCUAUCUCAAUACGGUUUUAGAAAACACCCCCCAGACCAGACAGAUGGCCUCCCGCUCCCUCAAUAUCACUACCCCUAGACCCUCCUCUGCCAAUAGACCAAUGUGGGGGUCGUCCCACACUGCCCCUUUGUCGACUAUCAAAAAGCCGGUCUUCCAAACCACCUCCGCAAUCAGAAAGCCUCCAACCAACUCUGGCCCUCGAAUCAACCUCUCGGCGGUGCGUCAAGCAUUCCAGCCCUCAAUGAGAAAGCCGUUGACUAAGAUGUCUAUGAAUUCACCAUCUGUAUCGCCUAUUCGUCGAGGCACGGGCGAAAAGAACCGAAUAACAAGCAUGUUGCCUUCUAUCAAGGUAACGAGAAGGCUUGAGAAGGAGAAUAUCGACACUGGCUAUAAAAAUACCCUUCAUAACAUUGGUGAAGUGGCAAAGAACAAGAUGGUGCUACAGCCGUGUCCGCCACCCGCUAUAGCUAAGAGAUCUCAGCUUCCUGUUUCUGAUAAAGACGAUUCGCCGUUUAUUGAUCGCCAGAGUAAUUUGAACUUGUAUGACAGCACGUACAAGAGUAACGGGAACAAGAUCCAGACCUCCAUCAAUAAUUUGGCCGAUGAAAGUGUGAUGAGUUCAGAUAUCGGAGAGGCUGACUAUGAAACGUGGAAGAAUGAGAAAUUGAACAACUUCACGGAUGAGCUCAGCCCGGGGUGCCACUUCGACUCGGCUCUAAUCCAUCAGGAUGUGAUAUGA